AUGGUAGACGACGCUCAUCAGAAGCUCGCCCUGGGCGUGGUCGUCGCCUUUCCGGUGCUUGGAGGGAUCGCAGUGCUGCUGCGAAUUUGGAGUCGCUACUUGACUCGGUCGCGCUUGGGAGCAGAUGAUAUCCUGAUUGUAGUCGGAUAUAUUCUCGCUAUCGGGCAAUCAAUUACCUCGUGGUAUUACAUCAAGACGAACUACGUGGGGAUCCAUAUCUGGGAUAUCCCAAAAGACUAUGACAUCAAGCAAGGACUCAUUUGGAACUUUGCGAAUCAACUAAUCUACAAUCCUUGCCUGACGAUGGUGAAGCUCUCUAUCCUCAUGUUUCUGCGUCGCCUCGAGUCCCAAUCGCGGCUCGUAAACUCUCUCAUAUGGUCCACCAUGUUCAUUACGGUCGCAUUAUUCAUCGCCGUUCUCUUUGUGGAUAUCUUUCAGUGCAGUCCGGUCGCCUACGUCUAUGACUUUUCUAUCUCAAAAGGAUCGUGCAUCAAUCAGGGGGCGUUCUAUGUGGCGACGGCGGCAACCUACCUCUUCACCGACUUGCUCGUUCUGUCGAUUCCCAUCAUCAUCACCUGGGGGUUACAUAUGCCGCUGAGGAGGAAGGUUGCUGUCUGCGUGGUGCUCUGCAUGGGCGCGGUGGCGACGGGGGUGGGAGUCUGGCGGAUAGUGCUCCUCGCUAAGGGCUUCUUUCCAACUCAUCCCGUGUACGACGCCACAUACUCCAUUGGUUUCUGCAGCUCAGCAGUAGAGGUUCAUGUCGCCGUUCUGGCUGCCUGUGCCCCUUGUCUCAAGGCCAUUGCCAGUACCUACUUGCCUCGUCUGCUGGGCUCAUCACGCCGGGCCACCUACCCGUCAACGGGUCGCCAAUACGUUCCCACAUCCACUACCUCGUACUCUCGUCGAUCCCACGUCAAGAUUUCGGCGGCUCGUGGCGAUGCUUCGGUCGCAUUCGAGAUGGUCACUCCCCAGCUACCGAUUCCAGGGGCUGAAGAGGCCGCGCACAAGAGAGAGAUGCGAAAAUACCACCCCUAUGCGGAAGCAGAUGACACCAGUCUCAGCAGUGAGGACGGCGCACCGACGACAGGCAUUGUAAAGACUACGGCGAUCUCAGUCCGAUACACGGCGGACUCCAACUUGGAAAGUGGCGGGGAAGGGACCAGAGAAGGAAGCGUAGAGCGCUUAGUUUAG
This is a messenger RNA of Aspergillus welwitschiae, 1191 nucleotides long. RefSeq lists its product as uncharacterized. Bases 1 to 1191 code for a protein of 396 amino acids. The record is from RefSeq and is a predicted model, not a curated record. NCBI's taxonomy places the organism in Eukaryota, Fungi, Ascomycota, Eurotiomycetes, Eurotiales, Aspergillaceae. The transcript is spliced from 6 exons.